Messenger RNA from Phytophthora nicotianae INRA-310, 567 nucleotides. RefSeq lists its product as hypothetical. The transcript is spliced from 3 exons. The coding region runs from base 1 to 567 and encodes 188 amino acids. The record is from RefSeq and is a predicted model, not a curated record. NCBI's taxonomy places the organism in Eukaryota, Oomycota, Peronosporomycetes, Peronosporales, Peronosporaceae.
AUGGUGCUCGUGCCCGGAUCUUCUGGUGACGCCGGAUAUCAUCGUGAGUCCGAAAAAGAGGUUCAAGUGAUGAUUGGGCCGGGAAAUCAAGCGUUGACAGACGUCGGAUCGACAGAGUGCUGGGAGGAAGUCUGCCGACGGAAGAGAGCCACAAUUUACUUUGCCUUACAAUACUGCAUUGAGGUGUUCCUGGAAAGAGAUACGUUCAAGGCCUUCAAGAUCUCGAAAAGCGACCAAGCCCAGUGUACUGUGUGCACCGACCCCUCCACUCAUAACAUGAGGAAGCGCAUCCUGCUCUGCGCGUGCCGCAUUUGCCAGCUGGGCAUGCCGUACGCGCGCUGCCCAUGGCGGGGCAAGCGGCUUCAGUGCGGGCGGCACAACGUGGUGGAUGUUUUCCAAAACGGGGCCCACGUAACGGCUCUCCGUCAUCCUCGUCCGCCGAGUCUUACACGAGCAAUGAAGGACUUCGCCAAGGAGAUGGCUGAUCAAGGUCUUAAGCCAGCUAGAAUCCGCAGCGGUCUGCUGCGCAAGUUUGAGCUCUGUACGAGCUCUCUGCCAUAUCUAUAG